Messenger RNA from Aspergillus wentii DTO 134E9, 1730 nucleotides. Its product is annotated as putative MFS sugar transporter. NCBI's taxonomy places the organism in Eukaryota, Fungi, Ascomycota, Eurotiomycetes, Eurotiales, Aspergillaceae. Gene Ontology annotation, molecular function: carbohydrate:proton symporter activity. The transcript is spliced from 4 exons. The record is from RefSeq and is a predicted model, not a curated record. Bases 1 to 1476 code for a protein of 491 amino acids. Gene Ontology annotation, biological process: carbohydrate transport; transmembrane transport. Gene Ontology annotation, cellular component: membrane.
AUGAAUUUGAACCUCACUUUUAGACCCCCGCGAUAUAUCCUCGCCAGCAUCCUCUGUUCUUGCAAUGGACUCUUAUUCGGAAUGGACACCGGAAUUAUCGGCCCCGUCACCGUGAUGAAACCCUUCGUAGCGCAAUUCGGCAGUCAAUCCGCAGCCGUGCACGGAUUGAUCGUCUCCUCGAUCCUCAUCCCCGCCGCGAUAUCCUCCUUCUUCGCGGGCUUUCUGGCUGAUAAGUUUGGGAGACCGAGGGGGAUUAGUAUUGGGGUGUUGAUUUUUGGGAUCGGGGCUGCGAUUGAGGCGGCCGCGGUGCAUCUUGCUAUGUUUAUUGUUGGGAGGUGUGUUGAGGGGAUUGGGGAGGGGUUGUUUUUGGGGACUUUGGUGGUGUAUAUUUGUGAGAUCUCGCCCACUAGCAAUCGGGGCGCAUUAACGACAGGUCCUCAAUUGCUCAUCACGCUUGGUUUGGUUGUUGGUUUCUUUACCUGUUAUGGAUGCGCGAGGAUUCAGUCAUCGCUUGCAUGGCGCACGCCUUUCAUUCUUCUCGCCGGUCUAUCCGGUGUUUUCUCGAUGUGUUCGCUUCUCUGGCUCACCCCGUCACCGCGAUGGUUGACGCUCCAUGGCCGUCAUGCCGAAGCUGCAGAGACAUGGGACUUGCUGGGUGUUGGUCAGGCUGAGCGUGAAAAGGUGGAGAUAGAACAGACUAGAGAGGAGACUCAGACUGAGUCUACAGUUACUGGGCCGUCUGAUGAUGCGCCCAAAAAGCAUGACUUUUUUGAAGUCUUCUCUCGGGAUGUUCGAGCACGCACUGCGCUUGCAUUGUUUCUGAUGGCGAUGCAGCAGCUGAGUGGAAUUGAUGGAGUUCUCUACUACGCCCCCCUCCUCUUCGAACAAGCUGGCCUCGCCUCCUCCGACGCAAGUUUCUUCGCCUCAGGCGUCUCAGCCAUCGUCAUCUUCGCCGUAACCAUCCCAGCCCUCAUCUGGGCCGACAAAUGGGGCCGUCGCCACAGCAUCAUCUACGGCGGCAUCGGCCUAAGCAUCACAAUGUUCCUCAUCGGCGCCCUCUACGCCGGAAAAACCGUACACAGCACCACCGGCCCCGGUCGCUGGGUCGUCAUCGUCUCUAUCUACAUCUUCGCCGUCAUCUACUCCCUCAGCUGGGCGGUGGGUAUCAAGAUCUACGCAGCGGAAAUCCAACCGCAGCGUACGCGCGCGUCUGCAACGAGUCUGGCGCAUGGGAGUAACUGGGCUGCUAACUUUUUUGUGGCGCUCAUGACGCCAAUUCUGCUUUCGAAGAGUAGUUUUGGGGCUUAUUUUCUCUUUGCCGGGUGUGCGCUUGUUACGGCUUGUGUUUGUGUGUUUUUUAUGCCUGAGACUAAGGGGAGAUCAUUGGGUGAGAUUGAGGAAGCGUUCCGAUUGAAAGGGCCAAGUUCGAAAGGCUUUCUUACGACUAUCCGACCGGUUCGGGAAUGUGAGGAAUAGUAACGGAUAGAAUUUUAUGUUGAAACUAUAUGUGUUGCAUCAUUCUGCGUCAUAUAUUCCCUAUUGUGGAAGCUUGAUCUUCAUCGAGAUAUUCACCCUAUACCAAGCCCAGAACUGUGUUCAUGCUACACAUUGUAGCAAAAUGACCAUAAGCAGUGUUCCAAACCGGGUCAGCCGAACCUUUUCCAGCUUGCAAGCACUACGUAUUGAUGCGCACAAUGUUCUUAACGAACUCAGUCACAGCAACUACAACG